This is a messenger RNA of Capsicum annuum, 2178 nucleotides long. RefSeq names its product probable transcription factor At3g04930. NCBI's taxonomy places the organism in Eukaryota, Viridiplantae, Streptophyta, Magnoliopsida, Solanales, Solanaceae. The transcript has a single exon. Bases 688 to 1932 code for a protein of 414 amino acids. Gene Ontology annotation, biological process: regulation of DNA-templated transcription. Gene Ontology annotation, cellular component: nucleus. The record is from RefSeq and is a predicted model, not a curated record.
UUUAUUUUUUUUGAAUUAAAUUUACAAUUUUGUUGAUUUGUGAAAAAAAUGAAUAUAUUUUUUUUCGAUAAACUCUCAUUCUUUUUGACAAAGUCCUUUUUUUUUUUUUAAUAUUUACACCUAGAUGAUUCUUCUCAUCUGUCCUAACCUUGGUGGAAAAAAGUAUUUGAUAUCUAUUACUGAUGAAAGAUAAUAAAUAUCUUUUGAAUUUAAUUGAGAUAUGCGAAAACUGAUCCGAGCACCACAGUUAUUCAAAAAUAUUUAGUUUCUGACUCAUUUUUGUAUGUUGUAUUAGGACUUGUUUGGCCAUUAAACCAAAAAUAUAUUCAUUUUAUUUGAUAUUUUUAAAGUUGAAAAUAGAGUUAAAGUUGUGUUUAGCCAUAAUAUUUAAAACAUGUGAUAUUUUUUAUGUUAAUUAAAAGAUUUUAAAAAUUAGAGUUUUAUGAAAAGAAAUAAAAUUAUAUUAGUAAAUUAUUUUUAAAAAAAUAUAAAAAGUAAUUCAAAAAUAGUAAAAACGCAUUUGGUCAUACGCACCGCUCGACCCAGUCUUACACGUAACCUCUCCCCGCUCGUGACUCCCUUUACUUUCGGCCUAACCACCAAACACCCCUCACCCCCUUUACAUCUUAACCCACAGCCCUUAACCGAACCCUAACCGCCAGCCACCUAGCCCUUCAAGCGUCUCUCAUGGCUUCAGUAGAAGAAGACCAACACGCCGUCCACAACGAUGAUGAUUUGGAAGACGAUGAGGAUGAUGAAGAGGGGGGCUGUCCUCCCCAGAACGAAGUCGUUGUUGAUGAAGAUGAUGACGUAGACGUGGAUGAUGAUGAGGAUUCGACUUCAACUCCUCCUGUGCCUGUUUCCAACCAUUUUGGCUCCCGUGAGGUUACCAUUGCCGUUGUCGGUGAACCAAAACGCCAGCGGAUCAACGAAUUUCCGGUCGCUACUACAACUGUUGUGGAAGAAAAGAAGCCGUUAGCUUUUGAUGAUUCUCGGAAGCUUUUUCAACGGCUGUGGACGGAUGAAGAUGAGAUUGAGUUGUUACAAGGAUUCCUGGAAUACACGACACAGCGUGGUGGUAUAAAUUCUUCCUCUCACCAUCAUGAUACAACUGCCUUCUAUGACCAGAUCAAGAGCAGGUUGCAAUUGGAUUUCAACAAGAAUCAAUUAGUAGAGAAGUUGAGGAGGUUGAAAAAGAAAUAUCGGAAUGUGAUGAGCAAGAUGGGAUCUGGUAAGGAAUUUGUCUUUAAGAGCUCUCACGAUCAAGCCACUUUCGACAUCUCUUGCAAGAUCUGGAGCAAUACAGCACCCAUUGUCAUCCGUAGCAGUGCACCACCACCACAAGAAGAUGGUGGAUUUGAUGACGUGGAUUCACACCUUAACCUUAAUGCCAAUUUCAUUGAUCACAGCCCUAACAUCAACCUUAACCCUAACCCUGACGGGAUUGAUGUUAAGACUCCUAAGUCGAGGAAAAGGUUUCGAGGAGGAGCAGUUCAAGCUGAAGAAAAACCUGGGUUUAUUCAACAGUACUAUCAGCCAUCUGGUGGAGGGACAAAUGUCAUUCUUCCCAUGUCCUCCUCACCUGCACUCAUGCCCACUCCUGUUCCGAUGGCAGCCCCCCCUCUCACAGCCACAGCAGCUUCAAUACCAGGUUUGAUCGAGGAAACAGUGAGGAGUUGUCUAUCACCCAUUCUCAAGGAAUUGUUAAACAAUGUGACUAAUUUGAAUGGAUCAAGAAGUUUUGGGUUCGGAAUAGCAUUGGGUCCAACACCUUUAGGAUUUGGGAGCAGUGCAGUGAGCUCUGAUAUGAAGUUGGAUGAGAAAUGGAGGAAGCAACAGAUGCUAGAAUUGGAAGUUUAUUUGAGGAGAUUAGAGCUUGUUCAAGAUCAAAUAAAAGCUCAGUUGGAGGAACUAAGAUCUAUGACCAGUUAGACGAUGGCUCAAGAUGGUUCCGUUUCAUGUAUAAUAAUUUAGUUGACAGUAUUACCAGAUUGCCGGGGAAAUAUCUAAUUGUUGUAGUUAGAUAACUGUGAAGACCUAUUGAGAUAUUUAACUUUUGGUUAUUGAAUAAUGAGUUCUGUUUUGCUCUGUUCUCUGAUAGGCUGCUUGUAUGCAAACAUACAGCACUACUCUUUUUUUUAUAUGGGAAUGGAUUGAUAGAAGUCAAUGUUGAUUUGA